CAUUCUCUGACGGUAUCCUUAACAAAAGCCGAGAAAAAAAAACCUCACCGCCGGUAAAAUUUUCCGGCGAUCUUGGAAAGAGUCGAGAAAGCCAGGGAAAGAGAAAGAGAUUGAAUCGGUUCUAGAGUGCACCGAUCAAUGGUAUUUCGAGGUGAGAUGACGACGACGACGAGACCGGAGCGACCCAAGACUCUCCAUAACUUCACGCUCCCGAGCUUGAAGUGGGGGAGUCAGCGACAUCUCACGUGCACGAAGAUCGAAUCUACGAGCAGCGGAAGCGGUUCCGGCGAUCCCCGACUCCGACGCCGAUCUCCGCCUCUGAGAUUCUCUGAUUCCUCCGUCGCGAUCCCCGCCUCCGGCGAGUCUGAACAUCGUAGCAGGAGAAGCAACAGAAACAGCCAGCAUCGCCGGCCGAGGAACGCGCCGUUGAAAUCUGUGGAUGACGGCGGCGAGGAGGAGGAAGAGGAAGGGAUCGAGGAGUUCAGGGUGAAGAUCAUGUCGGAUCUGAAGACGGUGAGGGAUAAGAUCACGCAAUCGAUGUAUGCUCUCGGGGAGCGAGACGAAGAACAACGGAGAACCGAUGGCUCCGGCUCCGGUCAGGAGGAGAAAGAGGUUUCUCCGGUGAAGCCGUGGAAUCUGAGGAAACGAAGAGCGGCGUGCAAGGAACCAGCUGAGGGGAGGAUAGUGAAUCCGUCGCCGCCGCCGUCGAGAAACGACCCGACGAGGGUUGUGAAGGAGAGAUGCGGAGCGGUGGAAGCCGAGACGGCGGCGAAGGAGAUGAUGGUGCGGCCCAAGUUUUUCGUGAAGCUGUCGAAGAAGGAAAUCGAGGAGGAUUUCAUGGCGGUUGUGGGUCACCGACCACCGCGCCGGCCUAAGAAGCGGCCAAGGACCGUUCAGAAAAAGCUCGAUAGCUUGCAUCCUGCGUUUUAUUUGACUGAAGUGACGCUUGAUGAUUAUAAGGUGGAAGAAACCAAGAGAUGAUGAUGAUGAAUGAUGAUUGUGUAACUCAGUUGCCGUUGAAGUUUCAAGGAGUUGUCAAAUAUUUGAAAAAUUGGAUAAAGUCUUGAAGCUGCUUUUCGUUUUCUCAGUGAUUCUUCGUUCUUCUCAAGUUGUUCUGAAUAAACUGUACAAAAAAGGCUAUGGAGAACGUGUAGGUUCCUGUUGAUUAAAUUUACAUAAUGAAGUUUCGUUUCACAAAAAAUCUUAGACCAAGAAACAAUAGCUUCAUAGAUGUGUUUAAAUACUUUUUUUCUCUUUGAAUUUUGAGCGUUCUCUCCA
Brassica napus (rape) is the source of this 1278-nucleotide messenger RNA. RefSeq lists its product as uncharacterized. Lineage: Eukaryota; Viridiplantae; Streptophyta; Magnoliopsida; Brassicales; Brassicaceae. The coding region runs from base 139 to 981 and encodes 280 amino acids. The record is from RefSeq and is a predicted model, not a curated record. The transcript is spliced from 3 exons.